UGUGCUCAGAUUUUAGCAGUAGGAGUCCGUUGGGAGAAGGAUGGGGGAAAGGAACCAAAAACAAUUAAGGCAGGCUCUGUAAGCUUCCACCUCCCACACCAGAAAAGUCCCACAGCAGAAGACUGCCGUGGAACCUUCCCUGCUGUAGAGGAAAGUGCUGACUUUAAGCAAUUUCUGCGGUCACGCCUUCCUCUUCUUUCCUUUCUCCCUCUCAUUCAUUCACUGACGCCGCAGCACUGAUCAGCACAGACACAGAAGAUGCCUCCAAGGGACCAAAGGGAAUAACCGCGGUUCUGAGGACCGUGACAAACACUCAUCGUUGGGUGGGGCUCUAGUGCAGUCCGUUGGUGCCAAUAUUUUAUAAGCGACGUUUUCAAACUAUGUGAAGAUCCUUUCUUUUCUUUUCUUUUCUUUCUUUUUUUUUGUUUUUGAGACGGAAUCUCGCUCUGUCGCCCGGGCUGGAGUGCAGUGGCGCGAUCUCGGCUCACUGCAACCUGCGCCUCCCAGGUUCACGCGAUUCUCCUGCCUCAGUCUCCUGAAUAGCUGGGACUACGGGCGCCCAUCACCACACCCGGCUAAUUUUUUGUAUCUUUAGUAGAGACGGAGUUUCACUAUGUUGGCCAGACUGGUCUCGAACUCCUGACCUCAGGUGAUCUGCCCUUCUCAGCCUCCCAAAGUGCUGGGAUUACAGGCAUGAGCCACCAUUCUCGGCUGAAGAUCCAUUUUAAGAAGAUUUAUUCCUCUAUGAUGGAGAAGUAUGAAAAAAUUGGGAAAAUUGGAGAAGGAUCCUAUGGAGUUGUUUUCAAAUGUAGAAACAGGGACACGGGUCAGAUUGUGGCCAUCAAGAAGUUUCUGGAGACAGAAGAUGACCCUGUCAUAAAGAAAAUUGCCCUUCGGGAAAUCCGAAUGCUCAAGCAACUCAAGCAUCCCAACCUUGUUAACCUCCUGGAAGUCUUCAGGAGGAAACGGAGGCUUCACCUGGUGUUUGAAUAUUGUGACCACACAGUUCUCCAUGAGUUGGACAGAUACCAAAGAGGGGUACCAGAACAUCUCGUGAAGAGCAUAACUUGGCAGACACUGCAAGCUGUAAAUUUUUGCCAUAAACACAAUUGCAUACAUAGAGACGUGAAGCCAGAAAACAUCCUCAUCACAAAACAUUCCGUGAUUAAGCUUUGUGACUUUGGAUUUGCUCGGCUUUUGACUGGACCGAGUGACUACUAUACAGACUACGUGGCUACCAGGUGGUACCGCUCCCCUGAGCUGCUGGUGGGGGACACGCAGUACGGCCCCCCGGUGGAUGUUUGGGCAAUUGGCUGUGUCUUUGCUGAGCUGCUGUCAGGAGUGCCUCUGUGGCCAGGAAAAUCGGAUGUGGAUCAGCUGUAUCUGAUUAGGAAGACCUUGGGGGAUCUCAUUCCUAGGCACCAGCAAGUGUUUAGCACGAAUCAGUACUUCAGUGGAGUGAAAAUUCCAGACCCUGAAGAUAUGGAACCACUUGAAUUAAAAUUCCCAAACAUCUCUUAUCCUGCCCUGGGGCUCCUAAAGGGCUGUCUCCACAUGGACCCUACUGAAAGGCUGACAUGUGAACAGCUGUUGCAUCACCCAUAUUUUGAAAACAUCAGAGAAAUAGAAGAUUUGGCAAAAGAACAUGACAAACCAACAAGGAAGACCCUAAGAAAGAGCCGAAAGCACCACUGCUUUACAGAAACAUCCAAGUUGCAGUACCUACCCCAGCUAACUGGCAGCAGCAUCCUUCCAGCUUUGGAUAAUAAGAAGUACUACUGUAAUACCAAGAAACUUAACUACCGUUUUCCAAACAUUUAAAGGAGCUAGGAGACAUGAUUUUAAAAAAGGAAUCAAUAGAUGCUUUGAAGAAAAUAAAACUUAUACAGUUGAUUGAAAACAAUUACAAUGUUGAAAACACACCAGGAGAAAACAUAAGCAAGAAACUGGGAGGCCAAUUGGCAAGAUAUGAAGGGAAAUUCCAGAUCCAGUCUUCCAUGCUUGAUGAUGGUGUCCAGAGAAGAAAAAACCUGUUUGGAGUUGCACUUGUAUUUCAGUUUAUGUAAGUAGCCGAACUUAUGGACAGAAUAUGAACUGUCCCAUACCUCUGGCAAAACUAGAUGAUAUCAAAAAGAUUUAUGCUUCAGUUGUACCACAUGCCACACAAGAAAAAUGAACUACAAAAUGCCCAUAUAUAUUUCUUCGGAUCUCUGUUGCCUGAGUCCUAUCUCCUGCCUCUCAGAUUGCUUCAGCAUCAUAUUUAAGAUAGUUCUAUUUCUUGAAAUCAAAAUGUUUAAAAUCCCAUUUCCUGCUUGCUCUAUUUCUUGAUUUUUAUAUUUUAAAACAUUUUGAGGGUAACACUUAGGUUCAAGAUAUUUAAAAGCAUAUGAAUUAUCACAAAAACUUGGUAAUUUAUCUAUUUAAUUAUAUGUUUCCACAUUUCAUCCUUACUUUAUCAGUAAAGGAUACACCUUAGUUACUUUUGCAGGCAAGGUGGAUUUACUGUAAUCUGUCUACAUUUAUUCACCCAAUUCCCCUUGUAAACAAUGGCAUGAAGCUCGGCAGCUGAUUAAGGCAGUCAAAGGGUAGAGCAAGACCUACAGGCUUUGCAGGAACUGAACCUGUCAGCCUGAAAAUAAUUAGUAUUUCAUUCUCUCUGGCACAGCCUUUGACCUGGAACAUCUAUAGGCAAACCUGUAAUUCAGUGAUCUGGGUUUCAGAAGAAAUUACUUGUGAGCUUUUACUUGAGUCAUGAAAGACAUUAUGUUGUAAACUGAUGUUUUCCCUGAAACAUCUUUUUGCACUAUGUUUGUAUGUGUAUGUAUGUGUAUGUGUAUAUAUAUAUGCUAUUCUAACAACUAAUAUAUUACACUAAGUAGUCCAAAGUAUUAAGGACUCAUAGCUUUGCACAGUGAGACUUAAAAUGAUGACAUAUAUAUAUAUAUAUAUAUCAAACCUCCCACCUCAGCCUCCCAAGUAGCUGGGACUGCAGGCAUGUGCCACUAUACUGGCUAAUUUUUUUGUAUUUUUUGGUAGAGACAGGGUUUUGCCAUGUUCCCCAGGCUGGUCUUGAACUCCUGGGCUCACGUGAUCUGAGCACCUUGGCCUUCCAGUGUGCUGGCAUUACAGGCAUGAGCCACUGCGCCUGGCCAAAAUGACAUAAUUAGCUUUGAUUUGGUCUACUGCUCUUAAUCAAAAAGCUUUUUCAUCCUUGUCCCCUGGACACAAGGGCAAUAUGAAGCCUGACGUCUGUUUCUUACAGCUCAACACCAUUUCUGGUUGAUAUGCUGCCACUAUUCCUAGCACUUCUCAGCCAUGGUCUUCAAAGUUGUAUUUCACUCUAUUUUCAAAACAUUUCUUCUGUACUCUCAUUUUCUUCCUGUUAAUUUUCUUCAUGAUGACAUCUGACCCCAUUUACUUAAGUAAUCCACUGAGGUCUGGUGUCUAUUCAAUAAUUUUGACUACCCUAGGCAGUUUAAUGAUAUCCUAAGGCUUCCUAAUGUAUGUCGUUUCUUGCCUAGACCUGAUAUGGGUUAAAUGCUAGUCCCUGAAUUAUUCAAUUCCUGUUAGACAGCCUUGAUUCAAAUGACAAGGAAGAACAUCCAGCUUCCGUGAAUAGUUAAAAAAAAAUUUUUUUUUCCUUAACCCAAGAAAAUGCACUUGACGGAGGCAGAUUACUAUAACUGCCUAAUAAUUCAGCCAAUAGUUUUACCAAAAACUAUUCAGAAUAGAAAAGUAGCUCUAGACUAAAUCGUGGUGAAUCAGUUGUCUCACCAUACAGUAAUGAAACAAACCUGAGAAAAAAGGCUUAUUUUUUUCUAAUGAGUUCCGUUAAAUUUAUGCUUAUGUUCAAUUUAACCAUAUUUAUAAUGCUUUUAUUCGGUAUGAAAUCUCCACUGUAUCACAUGAGACUCUCCCACAUCCUUUUAUUUACUAUUUUCUGAUUUUUAAAAUGACAGUGGCAAUUACCAUUUAUACUAUGUGUUAUUUGUAUAAGCUGUUAAACACAACGUUGUUAAACACAACGAAAAUUCAUUUUUCUACCUGAAAGCUGUAUCAUAGAAAAUUAUUUUCAAGUUUAUAUUCAACAGCUUAAUAAUGUUCAAACCAGGCUGGACGCGGUGGCUCCCAGCACUUUGGGAGGCCGAGGCGGGUGGAUCCUGAGGUUAGGAGUUCAACACCAGUCUGGCCAAGAUGGUGAAACCCUGUCUCUACUAAAAGUACAAAAAUUAGCUGGGCGUGGUGGUGGGCGCCUGUAAUCCCAGCUACCUGGGACGCUGAGGCAGAGAACUGCUUGAACCCGGGAGGCAGAGGUUGCAAUGAACUGAGAUCACAUCACUGCACUCCAACCUGGGCAACAGAGUGAGAGUCUGUCUCAAAAAAAAAAAGUUCAAAUCAAACACACAGAAAUCUAUAAACAAGCUGGCAUAUAAGAGUAAUAGAAUCAGGGCCAUUUCUCACAGGUAACAAUGAAGACCUGUUUUAUCUAUUUUUGACUUUUUUUUUUUUUUUUUGAGACAGGGUCUUAAUCUGUUGCCCAGGCUGGAGUGCAGUGGUGCCAACAUGGCUCACUGCAGCCUCGACUUCCCAGGCUCAACUGAUCCUCCUACCUCAGACUCCUGAGUAGUUGGGACUACAGGCAGGUGCCACUAUACCCAGCUAUUUUUUAUUUUUUAAUUUUUUGGUAGAGACAGGGUUUUACCAUGUUGCCCAGGCUCGUCCUGAACUCCUGGGCUCAAAUGAUCUGCCUGCCUUGGCCUUCAAAAGUGCUGGGAUUACAGGCCAGCCUUUUUUUUAAGAGACAGGGUCUCCCCCUUUCACCCAGGCUACCAGGCUGGUGUGCAGUGGCCGUGAUCAUAGCUUACUGCAGCCUCAAACUCCUGAGCUCAAGCAAUCCUACCACCUCAACCUCCCAAGUAUCUGAGAUUACAGGUAUGCACCACCAUGCCUGCCUAAUUUUUAAAAUUUUUUUAGAGAUGGGGUCUCGCUGUGUUGCCCAAAUUGGUCUCAAACUCCUGGUCUCAAGUGAUCCUCCCACCUCAGCCUCCCAAAGCACUGGGAUUACAGGCACGAGCCACGGCACCCAGCCUAAAGGAAUGUUAGGUUUCAAGAAAAACCUAAGCAUAGCCCACUGGUUUUUAUUGUGUCCUUUAUUAUAUUGCAAUCUGCAAAACUAUUUGUAUUCAGCCAAGUAUCUAUGUCCAGUUUUAAUAAAAUAGUAGCCUAAGCUUACAAAAUAGACAAAUUAAGCAGCAACUGUUGAUUCUGAGAAAGUCUGUAUGCUAUCAAGAACACAAGAAUGCAGGAUCAUGGGAAAUGCACGCAAAUCCUGUUGAAGCAAUGCAUGCUUCAACAACCACUGACCACUUUGCAUAAUUGACUCCAUCAAUGAAUCUGUAAUUUAGCUUCUAAUUUUUCAUAAUUGUGCAUUUAUGGUAGUAUGCUUCACUAACUUUAAAGUUAAAUGUAAAUUACUGUUAUAAUAAAAACAUCUGUUGUACAAAUAA
Messenger RNA from Gorilla gorilla gorilla (western lowland gorilla), 5507 nucleotides. It is a transcript of the gene CDKL1, whose product is annotated as cyclin dependent kinase like 1. The coding region runs from base 694 to 1821 and encodes 375 amino acids. Gene Ontology annotation, cellular component: nucleus. The transcript has 10 exons. The record is from RefSeq and is a predicted model, not a curated record. Gene Ontology annotation, biological process: protein phosphorylation. Gene Ontology annotation, molecular function: ATP binding; protein serine/threonine kinase activity. NCBI's taxonomy places the organism in Eukaryota, Metazoa, Chordata, Mammalia, Primates, Hominidae.